CCAGACAAGGUCGGACUCCCAAUUGAACUGAAUUCAUUCUUCCAUUCAAUUCCCUAACUUUGAACUCUCUCUGAUCGUAUAGAGAGACUCCGAGAGAGAUUAGAGAUGUUGGGUUCGGGCAAGAAUUCGAUAUUGCCGGUGUCGGAUCCUCCGAGUGACCAGGAGAGAGAGAGACUCAUUGGAGCUGACGACGAUGAGAAGUUCUUCAGAGGAUCCGCCAUGACCAGACGUGGAGCCUACGCUGCCAUCUCUUACAUGGCUUGCGCAGUGCUGUUGGUGAUGUUCAACAAGGCAGCUCUGUCUUCUUAUAAAUUUCCAAGUGCAAACGUUAUCACACUCUUUCAGAUUAUAUGUUCGUGUAGUUUUCUCUACACCUUGAGACGGUGGAACAUGAUUUCUUUCACAGUAGGUGAAUCUUCGAUCAUUUAUGACGACAACGCCACUACACUUGUACCAUUAAAGACAUUGAAGAAAACCCUUCCUCUUGCAGGAGCCUAUUUGAUGUACAUGCUAGCCUCCAUGGAGUCUGUCCGCGGGGUAAAUGUUCCCAUGUACACCACCCUUAGGAGGACUACUGUAGUAUUUACAAUGGUUAUGGAGUAUAUUUUGGCUGGGCAGAGAUAUACAUCUCCUAUUGUUCGAAGUGUCGGUGUGAUUGUUCUUGGUGCAUUUGUUGCUGGAUCUCGGGAUUUUUCAUUUGAUGCCUAUGGCUAUGGUGUUGUUUUCUUAUCCAACAUCACGACAGCAGUAUAUCUUGCAACCAUAGCCCGUAUUGGGAAAUCCAGUGGCCUUAAUAGUUUUGGCCUCAUGUGGUGUAAUGGAUUCAUAUGCGGACCAGUUUUGCUGUUUUUGACUUUUAUUCGUGGUGACUUGAAGACAACAAUCGACUUUCCUUAUCUCCUUUCACCUGGUUUUAUGGCGGUCUUGCUUUGUUCCUGUAUACUGGCAUUCUUCUUGAACUACAGCAUAUUCCUCAACACAACUCUAAAUUCAGCUCUUACGCAGACAAUUUGCGGUAACUUGAAGGAUUUUUUUACCAUCGGACUUGGUUGGAUGCUAUUCGGUGGCCUUCGAUUUGAUAUCUUGAAUGUUAUCGGUCAAUUUCUCGGUUUCCUUGGCUCGGGGUUGUAUGCCUACUACAAGCUCAUAGGGAAGUAACAUAUUCAACAAAUGUCUACUUCUCACACCUGAAGACGAUUAGUUGCUGCCCUUGUUUGCCCCGCCAAUUUUGGUUUUGUGAUUGUCGGGCUCUCGGAGUGAGAUGUGCAGCGUUAGGACCGGAGACAUCCGCGCGGUGGUGGAUUUAACUGUUAACUGGAAAUGAAGCCUGCUUCUUUUCCGUGUAUGUAUUCUUCUAUACCGAUCAGUAGGUGUUAGAAACCACGGCUGCACAAUUUGGCAUUGCCGGCUGCUUGGCGAUGUAAUUUGUUUGAGCUUUGGCAUUGUAUACGAUGAAUAUUCUCCUUUUUUCCCAUAUUUUCAGUCACAUACGCUCAAAUUUUGAAGCGACGGCGCGAAAAAAUUUAUGAAACGCAAAAUGUAGUUUCGUAUAUACUCUUAA
Pyrus x bretschneideri (Chinese white pear) is the source of this 1561-nucleotide messenger RNA. RefSeq names its product UDP-N-acetylglucosamine transporter UGNT1. NCBI's taxonomy places the organism in Eukaryota, Viridiplantae, Streptophyta, Magnoliopsida, Rosales, Rosaceae. Gene Ontology annotation, molecular function: antiporter activity; GDP-fucose transmembrane transporter activity. Gene Ontology annotation, cellular component: Golgi apparatus. The coding region runs from base 106 to 1158 and encodes 350 amino acids. The record is from RefSeq and is a predicted model, not a curated record. The transcript is spliced from 10 exons.